Molecule: messenger RNA, 6256 nt
Organism: Oncorhynchus kisutch (coho salmon)
Lineage: Eukaryota; Metazoa; Chordata; Actinopteri; Salmoniformes; Salmonidae
Gene: ston2
Product: stonin 2
Exons: 9
Coding region: 268-3009 (913 amino acids)
Biological process (GO): endocytosis; regulation of endocytosis
Source: RefSeq, a predicted model, not a curated record
GCGUGCCCAAUCCUUCCGCGUCACCGGUCUCACUCUCCAGGUCUCGUUCUGAUCGACAGUCUGGCUCACUGGAACACGGAGAGACUGCAGCGCAUAUAACACCAAACAAUAUCGCGUGUCCAGUUGUGCAUGGAUGCAGACAGGUGUGAGGGCAGGAACUAGUGGAAUCUAGUGGAGUGUAUACACACACACACACACACACACACACACACACACACACACACACACACACACACACACACACACACACACACACACACACAAACCAUGGCCACUGCCAGCAGAGUGGGCUCGGGAAGAGCUGGUUGGGUGGCGUUUGCAGAUGAAGCCUUCGGGACGAGCACAGAGCAUCAAGCAGAUGUGGACAGCAGCUUGCAGAGGCCUAGCCCCGCCCCUUCUGAGAACUCUUCCAGUGUCGAGCUGUUAGCCCCUCCCCCUCAGCAGAACGCAUGGGUCUUAUUCGAAGAGAAGCCCUGGCCCUCGCCCAAUCCGCAGUUGCAGGUAAAAGGUACUUCUAGACACAGUGUCUGUUCCACGGCCAGUUUCUGGAGUGCCGUCCCGCCCUCAGAGAGCAGCUGGACCCAAUCAGAACCAGGCUCAGUCUGGACCACACAAUCAGGGAAGAGCUCUGUGAGCAUGGGGGCGUCAUCUUGUGAUCUUCCCUCCCUAAACGCAGAGGAACGGCACAAUGAGUCGUCAUCCCGACCCCAGUCACCCAAUUUGUCAGUGUUCCAAGAGGAUGAAGGUAUAGAGAUGGAUUCAGUCAGCUGGACUUCCAACACCAAACUCCCCGGCACCCAAUCAGAGACCCCCAUUUCCUCUGGACGCUUCUCCUCCUGGGUGACCUUCGACGAUGACGAGGAGGACAAGCCCCACCACCUGGAGAAGCCAUCCCACACACGAUUGGAUGAUCUCAGCCACUUCCAGGAUGCCAACAGUAACCUGAUUGGUUCUCCUCCCAACGUUUGGAAGCAGAACGGGAACCAGCAGAACCAGAAUCGCCACCUCCUGGACCUGACGCCAGACGGAAACCCUCCUAGAUCCCUUCUGAUUGAACCUAGAACUGCUCCCCUGCUCCCCGGUAGGACUAAACCUUACACCAAGAAGAACCCUUUCCUGUGUGAAGAGUUCAAUGACAUCCAGCCCUCUCCCAUUAACCCCUUUAGUUCCUACUUUGACUGUAAACAGGAAGUGGCAUCAGAGACGAUCCAGAGUAAUGGCUCCGCCCACCACCUGGAGAGCUCUCCCUGUGCCUUCUCCUUUAGCUCUCCUUUCUUCCAGUCUUUCAGCUCCCACAGCCAAGAGGCCAAACGAGAGUCCAUUCUCAUCUUCUCCUCCGAGUUUGAGCCCACCAGAGGAGGAGGGGAAGAGACAGUCAGCCAUGUCACUCCUCCCUUAGACAGACUAGACCUGGAUCAGCUGAGAAACCUCCAGAUCACAGACCCAGAUGAUUCAGGCAGCCCUACUUUGCCUGAUGACUCAGUGGAGGAUGCAGAGGAGGCGAAGGAAGAUGGGUUGGGAGGAGAGGAUGAGGGCACCCCCUACCUCCCAGAUCACAUGACCCCCCAAGAUGGCUGGGCCAUGCUGCUCCGUAUACCAGAGAAGAAGAACAUCAUGUCGUCACGCCACUGGGGGCCUAUCUAUGUCCGUCUGUCUGACGACGGUGUGCUCCAGAUGUUCUACGAGAAAGGUCUGGAGAAACCCUUCAGGACCCUGAAACUGGACCCUCGCUACGAGGCGGCUGAGCACCGCCUGCAGAAUUACGAAGAAGCCGGCCGCGUCCACACGCUCAGUGUGGACCUCGUCCAAUACCGUGAGAGGAGGCGAAUCCAGCCGAAGUCACCCGUCACCCACCAGCCAAUCCGUGAGCAGCUGGUGAAGCUGGGCACCACCUGUUACCACGACUUCCUGAGUUUUCGUCAUGCGCUGGUAGAGGUGCUGAGGCGGUUGCCGGCAGUGACGGGUGGGGCGUUGACAGGGUCGCCCAUAGGGGCGGGGCUGACAGAGGAGGAGGUUCAGGUGGAGGUGAGGGACGAGUUCUACGGGACGGUCGCUGCGGGAGAUGGGAGGAUUCUGAAGCAGCUUGUGAUGACUCGUGUGCACGUGCUGGCCUUCUUCUCUGGGUCGGCAGGCUGCCGCCUUGGACUCAAUGAUGUGCAGGUCAAAGGUAAGGAGGUGGUCUCCAGACACGACAUCAUCCCCAACACCACCACCCGCUGGAUCCGCUUACGUGACUGCGAGCUUCAUGAUGAACACGCAGACGAACUAGAGUUCCUGUCGUCACGCCAAGUUGUCUUCACACCGCCACCCUGCCGCCGCUUCCAGCUGCUCGCCUUCCGCACGGCCUUCGCUGAGAAAACCCUCCCCUUCACGCUGCGCACUGUUGCCUCCGUCCGCGGCGCCGAGGUCACCCUGCAGUCCUGGCUGCUGAUGUCACAGGGGUUCUCGUCCAAUCGGGACACGUUGAACCUCAUCCCCUGCGAGAAUGUGGCGAUCCGCUACCCCAUCCCUGAGAUUUGGGCCAAGAACUUCCGUCGGGACGGGGUGAUGGGGGAGAGGUCACUGAAGGCGAGGUUCAACAAGGGUGCCAGCUUCGGCACGGCGAGUACUUCCGGGUCAGAGCCAGUGAUGAGGGUGACCCUUGGCACGGCCAAGUAUGAACAGGCUUUUAAAGCUGUGGUGUGGAGGCUCAGCCGCCUGCCUGACAAAAACUCUGCGUUGGGUCACCCCCACACCUUCUUCUGUCGUCUGGAGCUGGGUUCGGACCGGGAGGUGCCAGCCUCGCUGCAGAGCCACCUGGAGGUCGAGUUUGACAUGCCCGCCGCCUCUGCCUCCAAAGCCACCGUCCGCUCCCUCUCUGUAGAGGACAGGGCAGACGCCAAGAAGUGGAUCAACUACAAAUCACACUACUCCUACCAGGUGCCUAUAGAACAGAAGACAGGCGGCCUCUCAGAGAGCAGCAGCCCUACACUGGACCAGGACCAGCCUGGAGAAUGUGCACAGCAGUGAACACACACACAGACAGACGGAUGUAGGGAGGGCGGGAGGAUUUGAUGACUGCUUUUUUCACAGGAGAAGGGAGAAAAGUCACUUUUUGCACUUUGAAGAACUGUACCGGAGGACUAGUUGGCUGAUGUUUGUGCAUAGAUUGGAUGUAGACUGAAUGUACACUGGACAUAACUGAUUCUCGAUAGGACAUCAACUUGACAUAGAAUGGGUCUAGUGGUCGUAGACUGGACAUAGACUAGAUCUACACUAGACCAACUGAUUAUAGACGGGUCGUGGACUGGUAUGACUAGAUGUACUGCCACCGGACAAUUUAUUAGGUACACCACCCCAUUCACAAGCAUGGAACGCUCCUACAGACAGUGAGUCACGUGGCCAUGGCUUGCUAUAUAAAGCAGGCAUUGAGGCAUUCAGUUGCUGUUCAGUUGAUUGUUAGAAUGGGCAAAACAAGUGACCUAAGCAACUUUGAGUGUAUUAUGAUCGACGGUGCCAGGCGCGCCGGUUCCAGUAUCUCAGAAACGUCUAGCCUCCUGGGCUUUUCACGCACAACAGUAUCUAGGGUUUACAGAGAAUGAGGCGACAAACAAAAAACAUCCAGUCAGCAGCAGUCCUAUGGGCAAAAACAGCUUGUUGAUCAAAGAGUUUGAAGGAAUCAGCAAGAAUUGUGCAAGUUAACAGGCGGGCCACAAUCAGGCAAAUAACGGCGCAGUACAACAGCGGUGAGCAGAACGGCAUCUCGGAACGCACAACUCGUAAGUCCUUGUCAUGGAUGGGCUAUUGCAGCAGACAACCACACCGGGUUCCACUCCUAUCAGCUAAAAACAAGAGGAAUCCGCUCCAGUGGGCACGCAAUCACCAACACUGGACAAUUGAGGAGUGGAAAAUCAUUACCUGGAACAUGACAGUGAGUUCAGUUUACUUGAGUGGCCUAGUCAGUCCCCAGACCUCAACCCAAUAGAGCAUCUUUGGGAUGAGAUGGAACGGACUGUUCACAGCAUGAAUAUACCGCCAUCCAAUCUGCAGCAACUGCGUGAUGCCAUCGCGUCCACAUGGACCAACAUCCCUGUGGAAUGUUUCCGAGACCUUGUAGAAUUCCCCAAAUAAUUCAGGCUGUUCUGGAGGCAAAGGGGGGUCCGACCCGGUACUAUAUGGGUGUACCUAAUAAACUGGUCGGUGAGUGUAGAUUCUGCUUUGUUGUAGACUAGAUAUAAACUGGACUAAACUGGUUGUAGAAUGGAUAUGACUAGAUGUAAACUGGAUAUACUCUACUUAAACUAGUCGUAGACUGGAUAUGACUAGAUGUAAAUUGGAUAUAGACUGGACUUAGACUAGUUGUAGACUAGGGAAACUCAUUAGACUGAUCUUGCUUUGUUCAUUUGUUUAUUUUCUUAAAAAUGCUGAUUUGGGCAGACUAGUCUUACUGAGGGAGAGCUAUUAGUUUUAUAUGAUGAUUCAUUUAUUGUGAGUGGAUCGGCUUGGCCUUGUGGUCUUACCCCAUUGGGGUACAGCAAGGGCAACGUUACAGAUCGUUCAGAUAGAAAUGCAUUGCGCAGAACAGAUGAUUGUCAGUGAGAGUCAAAUAUUGCGGUAUGAUGGGGAUUAGUCUGACAUUGUAAAGCCUGGCAUUUCAGUAAACCAGGACAUUGAGAUAAGUGAAAGGAGUACAGUCAUUACAGUCUUAGUGGAUUUCAUGCACUCUUGAGGCUAAUCGAAGCACUAGCUAAUGUGCUUCUACAGUACGUGUUUGCUUCAGUGUUCAUUGACCUUCCACACAAUUCUCAAUCAAUAGAUUUAAGAGGCUUACAUUAGUUUACAUAGUAGAGACAAAAUGGCUCUUCAAUAUGCCCCCCCCUGUGUCAGUGUUGGUUCAGUAUUCGACUGAAUGCUCUUGUGUUCAGUCAGGUGUUAGGUAAGCAUAAAUGCUUUCUGCUUUUCUCUCUCGCAAAGUUGAAUGUUCUUCCAAAAGGUCUUACAGGUACUUCGGUCCUGUCAUUUCACAUAGUCGUCUUAACCAGUCUUUCCGUGAGUUAACAACAGUCAAUACUGCAAUUGGUGAUGAUGAUGAUGCAGAGUUCUAAUACGCUAAUGACAACAUACUGUAGUUUGGCUAUUUUGGCUGUACUUAGAAACUGCAGCAUUUUUUUUAAAAAUACGUUUGUUUUUAUAAAUGUGCUUUACAUGUACAAUGUGCAUCCAUCCGUAUUACUAACAUUGACUCAAUGUGAACAAGAUACUGUAUGUACAAAACAUAACUAUAUUCUGCAAUGGACAUCAUCUGCAGGUCUAAACACUGAUGUCCACUUUUUUCUAGCUGCUCCGUUGUGCAGUUGGUCACAAUUGUAGGUUACUGUUGUCGUUCAGUUGGUACAUUUUGUGCAAAAAAAUGCUUCUUUAUGAAAAUGGCCCUCACUUGAAGCAUCUCAAAACAUCCCUUAGCAGAGGGAAUUUUGUUCUCAACAGCGCAAUAAAUCAAACUCAACAAAUGUACCGAUAAGGGGGGGGGGGGGGGGUUGUUGUUGUUUAGGACAAUGCACAAUGUGUUCUUGUAGUGAGGAAACAUUAAAUAAUUAAUUGUAAUUAUAUAGAGAGUGAAUAGUUUAUAUAUUUUUUCUUCUAGAUGAUUAACAAGUUUUUCAUGUAAAAUUUUGUCAAGUGUGGAAUGUUAGAAAAUAGGUCUUAACGGGAUCUGGGUUACUUAGUUUACCAUCUCUGAGAAGAAAAAAGAAGAAAAAAACAUGGAAAUGGGUCAAUCCAGAUCUGGAUGGGAAACUAGUCCAGAAAAUCAUAUACAAUAGAACAUUUGAAUAAUUUGAAAAGAUGUUUAAGCUCAAGAUAUCUAGACCUCUUUUGAGACCUCAUUUGAUUUUCGAAGAAAAGCCUGUUGUAUAAGCCCAGUACAUUUCAAUGGUUUUCCAAGAAAACUUGAACUCCUUAGAAAAAACAACAACAACAUUGUUAUUUUUAUUUAUGAAAAUUUAUGACAAAACACCAUAUGACUGUGCUCUGCUUCUGUGUACCUAAAAAGGAUUAGUCUAUUAGUCUAUUUUGGUAACAUGGUUUUGUGUUCCGUACAUGGCAACUGUUUAUAUCAUUAGCUGCAACCUGUAAAUAAUCCAUUCUGCAACACUAGACGGAUAAGAUCUGUACCUUUGACAGAUCCAAUUGGAGUACUCAAGAAUGCUAGAGGUAUAUUUGCUGAAAAUGAUACUUUAAACUGGAAAAAGGAAUUAAAUAUAUUUUUCUCUUUUGA